AUGCCAGUCUACUUUGCACUCAUGCCGGUGGACGCACCACCCGACUCGAACAGGCUCUCGGCCGCCCAGGCACUUUCCCCCGAGCUUUUGACGGAUAUCGCUGAAUACGUCCGUCAAUUCGAGAUUUACGACACUAUUUGGGUGCAUCGGUUGAACCGGGACGUCUGCAAUGCGUCUUUGGUCUGCAGAUCCUGGCGUGACGUAUUUCAGCGACAGCUAGUGGCACGACUUAAUCUCUUCACGUCCAGGCAGGCGAAUGCGCUACUCGCGUCCCCCUUGAUCGAAAGGUACGCCACCCAUGUCCUGUCGCUCAAGUAUCUCGACGACGUGGAUCAUGUCAAGGUCAUUGGAGGACUACGUUUCGUCACGGAACUCUACCUCAGCUGUUCCACAUCGGACACGCUCACCAUUGAUCAAUCGGUGUUGCAAACCUUCCAAGGUACGGAAUGUGGUUCAUUUUGA
Messenger RNA from Microbotryum saponariae, 462 nucleotides. Lineage: Eukaryota; Fungi; Basidiomycota; Microbotryomycetes; Microbotryales; Microbotryaceae. The record is from the annotation of a GenBank genome assembly.